This is a messenger RNA of Lampris incognitus (smalleye Pacific opah), 2415 nucleotides long. RefSeq lists its product as uncharacterized. Gene Ontology annotation, biological process: regulation of cytokinesis; centriole replication; centrosome duplication. The record is from RefSeq and is a predicted model, not a curated record. Bases 82 to 2415 code for a protein of 777 amino acids. Lineage: Eukaryota; Metazoa; Chordata; Actinopteri; Lampriformes; Lampridae. The transcript is spliced from 5 exons. Gene Ontology annotation, cellular component: centriole.
CCGCCACACCACUCGGUCGGCGAUUUUAGUCCGAGAAAUUACCAGUGGUUCUUACAGAACUUUGUCCCUUACGAUAAACAGAUGGAAGAUUACAACGAGUUUGUGCAAAAUCGUCUUUCCCAGCUGAGAGAAAGUAAAGAAAACCAGCCUUCAGCACGUGGAAGAGGGUUUAGCGAUGGAACAUCUCUUAUUCGCUUCUAUGGACGACGAAUCCUCCCUCCCUUGCUGUCUGGCAAACAGAGAGAGGAAAUUCAGAGACUCAAAACUACUUUCCAAAAUUCAAUUGAGCAGAGAAAAUCAAAGGCUGAUGCAAAAGUGGCCUGCGUACAAAACAUUCUACACACUGUUCAGCUGAGGAAAGUGCCUACAUUGGAGGAGUUUUUUCAUGAAGACCCAGAGUUGCCUACACUGAAAUCCUCAUAUUCCCACUUCACCAGCAAUGCAUUAAUGUCUCAUAGUGAUGAUGUCAGAGACACCAGGGAUAGUCUGUUGUUCUCGCCACUGUCUGGCCUGCAUGAUGGAAGGGAUGGUAUCUAUGGUUCUCCCUUGACAUCAACCAAAUAUUGUGCCCUUUCUGAUCAUCGCCUCACUUCUGAUCAAUGUGAGGAGAAACUGCCAUCACAGCCAACUACAGAUCCCCCUGCUGAUAUAAGCCACCAGUCGCUGUCUUCAGGCUAUGUAACCUAUGACAAUGCAGAAAAUGGCACCAGUGUCUCUGCUAAGAUUGAGCCAGGAGAAGAGAACCAUGAAUUUGACUCUGAGCAGGAAGCUAAAAAUAUGGGUGCCUUUUUCCUGCACAAGACUUCAGAUACAAUCACAAAGAUUCCAGAUAUUAUCAGCCACCCUCCCAUAGAUGGAGAAGAACUGGAGAGGUGUGCAAUGAGAGUAUCUGUUUAUGAUAAUUUUAUAAUGGGUCACCAGCUAAAGGAUAAUAGCCCUUCACCCCAACAUAAUUCCGUGAUCGUGGCCAACUCAGUACAGUUGGAAACUUCAUUUGGAAAUGAGGUAAGAAGUCCUUCAAUUGGGGCAUCCAAAAUUACUCAUCUGGGAAGUAGAGAUUGUGAAGCUAUUCCCCUUUUCAGCCAAAUAAAUGAACUUGGCCAAGUUCAAAAUACAAUUGGAGAUGAAGGAACAGUCCAUGAAGUCAAAACUAGUUGUUGUCCAAAGUCUUCACAUUCACCAGCUACUAUUCAUACAGCUGCAUCAGCAAACCAAACACAAAUUCAAUGUAAGUGCAGAGAAGUGGAACUGAUGGGCAACCAGGUUAAUAAAACAGACUCAAAGCCUUUUGAGAAACCCUACCGCUUCAGUCUCCAGGCCCUGCUGAAAAAAUCCCAGGAGUAUCGGCGUCAUCAGAGAAUGAUUAGGAACCAGACAAAGAACUCUAAAGUCCAAGAGACAGCACAGGAAAAGCUGGAAAAACAAGAGGAGAAGGAAGAGGACCUUUCUGACAAGGAGAAUGAUGAAUUCCCCAAGGGGACAUUGACUACAGAGAGAGGGAAAACAGAAGAAAACGGUGAACUUGGAGGGAACCAUGUUCACUUUCUGCUGCCAGUGGAAAUGUCACCAAAAAAUUUUUGGGAGGAUGAUGAGGAGAAAAUAUCCAGGAGUGAGCCAAUUCUUGUUGAGUACCAUGGAGAAAAGUCAAAAUUUAAAUCUCAGAGCAAACAUAUGACUGAAGAUGGAAACACAGAGAUACCGACUGGAGUUGAAGGAGAAACACCCUUUAAUCAGUUGGACAACUCACAAGAGGUCAGAACAGAGCCCACACAAAUGAGUACCUUCUCUGAGCUGCAGUCUGAUAACUCCCUGGUCCCUGAGGCCUUUUCUUUGACAAACAAACAGAAUGCCAAAUACAUCCUAUCUAGUUCUAAAAAUGUAGGGAAGUUCCAGACUGUCCCAACCCCUAAGUUAUCUAUGAGUCCAGUUUGCUUUAAGAGCAAAGGCGAUUUUAAAGUAUCAAGAGCUAUUGAGAAUACUGGUGCCCCAAAGAGGAAAGUUCUGGCGAAUACAGCCCUAAAUGAAGACAACAAGGUGAAGACAGAAAUUAAUCUGGGACAAAAAAGUAAGCGAUGGCUGAAUGUUUUUCCAACUACAUGUCAAGCGAGUGAAGGCGAUGUAGCAAGGGUAUCUGCUAGGAGCGCAGAUCAAGCACAGCAGAUACAUCAGCUUGAGUUGAACCUUUCAAGUCUAAAAGAUCUCAUCUCAGAUCUUGAGUCCACGCUUGUAGAAAACAUGGAGAGUCACUGGCAGGCAGAUUAUCUGCACCUCCCUGGUGACUUUUGUUGUAAGGGUAUUCAACACAUUGAACAGACAGACACGAUUAAUAAAGAUCAACAGAUUGGCCAGAACAAUCAAAAGGAUUGUGAUCAUUUGGAGGACAGGCCGGCUGCCCCAAAGAUAAUUUCCCCUUAA